Molecule: messenger RNA, 3205 nt
Organism: Sander lucioperca (pikeperch)
Lineage: Eukaryota; Metazoa; Chordata; Actinopteri; Perciformes; Percidae
Gene: zmynd19
Product: zinc finger, MYND-type containing 19
Exons: 6
Coding region: 225-908 (227 amino acids)
Source: RefSeq, a predicted model, not a curated record
AUUAGUGGCUCGUCCCGUCCCGCCCCCAGCAGCUCGCUCGGCUUUCCUGCGCCAGCAGCAGUGUGUCACCGAGGCUGGGUUGCUGCCGGAGAGAUCAGGGCAAACAACCAGUUAACCCAAACUGGCAUCGCAGCGGGGCUGAGGGGCUGCCCCGGCGAGUUUUAAACCUGAAUACUGCUUAGGUUGGAUCCUACGCCUCUCUGUCACCACCGCCCUUCCUCCUGAUGUCGGAUUUCAAGCUAGGGAUCGUACGGCUCGGCCGUGUGGCCGGGAAGACAAAAUACACACUGAUUGAUGAGCAGGACAUACCGCUUGUGGAAAACUAUGCGUUUGAGGCACGCAUGGAGGUAGAUGCGGAUGGCAAUGGAGCUAAGAUCUUUGCCUAUGCUUUCGACAUUGGCAAAGGCCGCUGGGCAGGAAGGCCUUUGCAUGAGCUGCUCUGGGAGAAGCACAGAGGAGGCAUUGCCCCCAGUUUUCAAGUCAUCCACAUCAACUCUGUGACAGUGGACAACCGGCUAGACAACCUGCGACUGGUGCCAGUGGGCUGGAGCCCCAAGCCGGAGGAGAUUUCCAGCAAACAGAGAGAGCAGUCUCUGUACUGGCUGGCCAUCCAGCAGGUACCGGCUGACCCUGUGGAGGAGCAGUACCUGGAGCUGAGCCGUACACGCUACUACAAUGCUAACGGGGAGCUGGUGGAGGAAGAGGAGUGCUCCUGCACUUACUAUGAGUGUCAUUAUCCUCCUUGUUCACUCAUUGAGAGAAGGCUCCGGGAGUUCAACAUCUGUGGUCGCUGCCAGGUGGCGCGCUACUGUGGCUCCCAGUGCCAACAGAGGGACUGGCCCGCCCACAAGAAGCAGUGUCGUGAGCGCAAGCGGGUGCUGGCCCUGGAGUCGGAGCCCGAACGAUGAUCUGCCCUCAUCCUCGCCUGGGAGAGGAGGGGGCAGAACAGGGGGGAUAGGGUUAGACUUGUGGGAGGAGAGCGGGGAUGAAGUGCAAAAUGGUUGGGAAUUCAUGACAAGAGACUAACGACAGAGGACAAUGUUGGUUGCUUGAUUGUUUGAUGGAUUCAGGGGCUAAGAAGAUGGAGGUGAGGAAGGAGAAUUAAAAAAAAAGGCAAAAAGACAUCUGCUACUUCCCAGAACUGGUAAUUCUCCAUAGCUUGCUUGCUGGAUGACAGGGAAAGGUAUUAUUAUUAUUAUUAUUAUUUUUCAUUAUUUUUCUCGAGGAGGGAGACCCUCGAGCUCUACCUGCUGCUAUGGUUUUGUAUGUGAGGGGGAAAAAGUUGUCUUGUGGAUGAACUGGACAAGCUUCUUUGGACCAUAAUAUGGACAGUUGUCAUCAUCCACUUUUGUUUCUCCACCCAUCUACUGGGUGUGGGGACAUCUGUGCAAAUGGGGGACUCAGAGGCUGCAGUACCCGUCGUUCAGCUGGUACAAUGGGACAUGGACCUUUUCACUGUAUUGCUCCCUCUGUGACCUCUCUGGUGCACAAGGCUGCUGUCUUCAUGGUCAUCGACACCUUAGCCGCCUCCCUAUCUGUUGUACUUCCCACGCAGCCAACCACGGCACACAUUGGAUAGAUUUCACUGAUUGAAUCACACUACCAGUAUUGCGUGUGGGAGUGUGUAUGAGUGUGUAUGCUUGUGUAUGUAUGUGUAUGUGCUGCCAAUCUGUACUGAAGGACAUUGAAAUGGUCAACAUGGUUUAUGGGCAGGGUUAAUGUAUGUAUUUUCUCUUUUUAAGGGGGCCAUAUAACAGUUUUAAAUUUCAUAUUUAAUAAUCAAUUGGUGGGUUAAAAUAUUUUCACUGUUCAAUAAUAAAAUAGCUGCCAAAUAAAGGCUUUAAUUUUUUCUAGUAAAGUCUUUAAGUUUUCUUGACCCAUGAGUUAUUUCAUUUUUCUAUCAAUUUGAUCAGACUUUUGUUGUUUAAAACAAGGUACAACGUUUGAAUCGCCUGAAGUAACUGGAUUCAUUAGAUUUUUAAAGAAAUCAGCAAUUUCAAAAUGUACCAGUUACUAUUUAAAAAGCUGUUCCAGGUGUUAGUACUUUGACAGGCCUUUGUCAUGAUCCCACAGAAACAAAGCUUAUGUUGGUCACGGUAUAAGAAACUGCAACAUAAUUAUUUCAUGUUCUCAAGACACAAAAGUAUCUGUCAAACUUUCUGAUUAUCUCUACCAAAGUCUGCUAUAACCUGUAGCUUGGUACUCCUGUAUCAACUGGUUUAAAUCCCUCCAGUCAGUCUUAGUUUGCUGGUUUUUAACACUCUUGUCUUUUCAACUGUAUUUUUUGCACCUGCAGGGUUAUGGUAUGCAUGGGUUGGGGAGGGGGUCUAGUGCUAAGUUUCUUGUGUGAGAGUUAAGGGUUAUUUUUUUGAAGAAAUUCUAUCAAUGGAGCUAUAUUUAUUUAAAACAUUUGAUUGUGAAACAUGUUCUUGUCCUGGUGAUAUUUGAAGGCAAACAUUAUAAAAAAGUGGACAAUAUGGGACCUUUUUAUGUCAUCUUUUUAGGCAGGGAGGGGGACUGAACAUUUCAACCCUGUUACUUGUUUCUUUCCUUCACCUGAAUGAAUGAGUGAAACCUCCUCGGUGUUGCCCUUUCCAUGAAAACACUGCACACUAUCAUUGUCACUAAAACUCUUCCAUGUGAGAGACGUCUUGGAGCGUAAAACUUGAAUUUACCCCUUUACACACCUUUUUGGCAAAAAAAAUUUUUUUUGGGGGGGCGAGUGGUUUUAUGAACUGAACCAUUUCCUGCAUUUGUUUUCUAAGACACAGCAGUCAAAGUGAAAUUGUUCUGUGUCAACUUUAUCCUAAAUCGCCUGCCUUCCUUGUAUUACCUACAAUGCACACCUGCUUAAUGUGUCCUCUUGUGUCUUUGAUGAGGAGUCCAGACACUUAGUAAGCAUGUAAUUCACAGAUGUACAUGCGACUUGUUGAUUGUUAUUUUUUAUGUGUGCGAACCGGUUUUCAACACUGCACUAAAAAUUUGGCUCCCAUGUUAGCGCAUUUGUCAUAGAUGGGUUGAAGGGAGGGGUGUGAUUUGGAUUUGGAGUGUACAGAUUGUCUGAAAUCUUUUUGUUUUGUAAGAAUAUAAACAUUAAUCACCUAGAAAAUAAGGAGCUACAAUAUGUGAAUGGAAGUACAGUUGAGGGGGAUUACUGACCAUUGCUUUUCCAAAUGUAAAAUGACAAUAAAUAAAAUGAACCUCA